GAGUUCACCACGGAAUCUCAUUCAACUCCAAAUACUCCCGCGACUUCAGCUCGUACAAGGGACCCUCUACAAACGAAAAUAUCUAACGGCAAUACUAGCUUCCCUACAUAUAUUAAACUAUCAUCUCCACAUGCUAUCAAGCUAGAAGAUCCAGUAGAGGACUUGUCAACGAGUGUAAAGCAACAGAAAAUGAGUGAAAGUAAUAUAACACCCCUUGAAGACAACUCGCCUCGGCUUAAUGAUUACAAGCGAUAUAAAGGAAGGGGCAGAUACGCGCGAGUUUCGACCUGCGAAGACCCCGAUACCAACAGACCUGUUAGUCGUGAAGAUGAAAAUCACGAACCAAAUUAUGAUCGAUACGAAACCGUGCGGAAUAAAGAGCAAAGGAAACAGCUACUGGGAGAUGACUGCGAGUGUUGUCGUGAUUAUUAUGCAGGUGUAGGUCCUCUCCCACCAAGACUGCAGCAACCCAUGUGGAGAUCACCCUCUCCAAACUCGAUUCCUACCACAAAGCCUUUAUGCAAGCACAGACAGACCGAUACAUAUGCUACAAAUGUCGGAGCUAGUGGAUCCAUGGAGCAAGUACAAGAAGAGGAAAUCACGCGACAUAAACAAGCGAUUUCGAGGCAUCGUCAUCAUUGGUAUAGACCCAAGACUCCACCAGGUUAUUGGGACAUUGGAUUUCCAGAUACCCAAGAGGCUUCGGAUAUCAAUCGCCGGGCAAGAGACAUGAUUAGACAGAAGAUGCAUGGUAUUUCAAGGGACGCCGGGUAGGGACCUUAGGCUUUCUCUACACGAUAUUCUGGCUAUUUGAUAUACACAUUUCGUGAGGUUACA
Messenger RNA from Serpula lacrymans var. lacrymans S7.9, 837 nucleotides. RefSeq lists its product as uncharacterized. Gene Ontology annotation, cellular component: site of double-strand break. Gene Ontology annotation, biological process: double-strand break repair via homologous recombination; DNA double-strand break processing involved in repair via single-strand annealing. Gene Ontology annotation, molecular function: Y-form DNA binding; flap-structured DNA binding; damaged DNA binding. The transcript is spliced from 4 exons. NCBI's taxonomy places the organism in Eukaryota, Fungi, Basidiomycota, Agaricomycetes, Boletales, Serpulaceae. The record is from RefSeq and is a predicted model, not a curated record. Bases 190 to 774 code for a protein of 194 amino acids.